CGAAUGCUUUAUACGAUUGAGGCAUUAUCCGCCUUUUUUUUUAAGUUCCGUUUCUCUUUCGCGUUACAAUUUCACUCUUCCUACUGGAUCCACGUUGGAUCACCUCUAUUUCGUGCUAAACAAAUAUAGCUUGCUCCACUUUAUGAACCGCACAGUACGCAAGCAUCGUCAUCAUAAGGGCGCAGCACAUAAGGACGAUUCGCAAAGUGGACGUUCUUCACUGCAUAUGCACAACAGUAGCACCACGCAGCCUCUUGUACCACCAGAGCCGAUGCCACAGCAUCCGAAUAAACGGCAUCGAACAGUUGGAAGCUCACAUCCUCUUGCCACAGCACCUUUACCUUUUCCAAGUGACGCAUCAGCAACUGAAAGCUCCUCGGAAGCUACAAACACUCAUGAUCAACAGAUUACAAGUGAACCAGCGACAGCGGUGGUAACGACGAUUAUGGCGCUCAACUGGGCAAAAGGACGCGCUGGCUGUGCUUACUAUACUCACGAGUUUCAUGAACUUUACAUGAUGGAUGACGUUGUGGAAUCAUCUACGUUGGAAAUUAUCAGGUCUUUGAUUGACCAAAUUGCGCCACAGACUAUCAUUGUUCCUCAGGAUAGCGACGAGUUAACUAGCUUAAUUGAUGGGCUUCGUGGUGGACACAAUGACAUACAGACGCAGCUGCUGCCGGCCAAAACAUUUGCAUGUGCACACGGACGCUAUAGUUUGGUUUCAUGGUUUAUUCAACAACGCGAAAGCCAUCAACAGCAACAGAAGCAGCAAGCAAAAUCACGGUACCAAGAAUCAGCGACAGUAGGUUCUAUGGAGGCAAGCUCGUCGGCAGAAGGGGCAUCAUUGCCAAUGGCGACAGACGUAUACUGUGACGAUCCACAUGACGGACAAAGAAGACAAGCUUAUCUGCAACUUUCAUGCUACGUUGAUCUCGACAGCCAAGUAUCGGUUGGAUGUGCUGGAGCAUUACUCAACUAUCUUGAACAGCUAGAAGAUACGUCGAAUCGACCUAUUGGAUCCAGAUUUGAUAAUGGAACUUCAUUCCAGGCGCUGCUGCUACGUAGCUUCUCGAGUGAGCAAUGUAUGCAAAUAUCGAAGGAGUCGCAAAAAUCACUUUGCAUAUUUGAGAAGGACCUUCAUCCCAACGCCCAUCAGAAAAGAGGAAAAGAAAGUUUGUCUCUGUUUGGCUUAUUGAAUCAUACUGUAACGCCUAUUGGACAUCAUCUCCUAAAGUCAUGGGUGCUACGACCUAGCUUGGAUAUCAACGUGAUCCGAGCCCGUCAAGAUGCGGUUGGCUAUUUCUCAGCACCGGACACCGUCCAAUUUUCAAAAGAGCUCGGUACACAGCUGAAGCAUAUCAAGAACAUUGCGCGAAUAAUCUCUAUGAUUAAAGAGCAUCGAGCAUCGCCUACAGAAUGGCACCAGCUUCUAGAGUUUGUGUACUAUUCCAUCCGAAUCUACUCUUCAUUCGCAGGUGGAAGAGACCAGACGGACAUAGCCAUCAUUAUGAAGAUUCUGAAUACCAUUGAUACUGGGAUACUACGGAACGUUGGAACAGCAAUAGACGAAGUGUUGGAUUUCCAUCAAAGCAAGAUCGAAGGACGGCUUGUGGUCAAAGAUAAUUAUGAUGCAGAUCUAGAUCACCUAAGGGAAACAUACUCCGGUUUGGAUGCCAUUUUGCUGUCAGUAUCACAAGAAAUCAGCUACAAUAUGUCACCAAAUAUUGCCCCACUAUGCAAUGUUGUGUACUUUCCUCAGCUUGGAUAUCUUAUCACACUACCAAUUCACCUUGAAUACUCUAUUGACCCUCGCUGGGGUUUCGAGCUACAGUUCAAAACAGCUGAGAACCUGUACUUCAAGGAUGUAAAAACGAAAGAGUUGGAUGAAGUGCUUGGUGACAUCCAUGCCAUGAUUAUCGACAAGGAAAUUGAGCUAGUGCAUUACCUUUCAGAUCAAUUGUUGGCUUACUCUCAGAAUCUGUUGGUUAUGGCGGAUGUCUGUGCAGAGUUGGACAGCUUACUGGCGCUAGCAAAGGCAGCAGCACUACAUAACUAUAUUAAGCCAGAAAUGACAUUGGAUAAUCAGCUUGUAAUUAUCCAAGGAAGACAUCCUCUUCAAGAAUUGGCCGUCGACGUCUUUAUUGCAAACGAUACAUACCUCGUUGGAGGAAGAGCAGCGACACCGUCACGGGUUUCUUCUGCUUCAGACAGUAUCACUAAUGCAAACAGUGUUGCGCUCCUGACAGGCGCCAAUUUUUCAGGGAAAAGCGUUUAUCUUCGACAGAUCGGAUUGAUAACUUACAUGGCGCAUAUUGGAAGCUUUGUCCCAGCCGCUCAAGCAAUCAUUGGUAUAACGGAUAAGAUUUUCACAUGCAUCCAGACUGUCGAAACUGUAUCCAAGCUUCAAAGUGCUUUUGCCCUGGAUAUCCAGCAGCUAUCACAAGCGGUUCACUAUGCUACCGAUCGAAGCCUCGUUCUAAUGGACGAGUUUGGCAAUGGAACAGAAAGUACAGACGGCGCCGCUCUACUUUGCGCAACACUGGGUUAUUUUCUGUACAAAGGGAACUUGUGCCCAAAAAUAUUGGCUAUCACACAUUUUCACGAGCUCAUCUCGCGCCAAAUAAUUACGCCAGAAGACAACAGAAUCACUUUUCUCACGAUGGAGAUAUUGAAUGCUCAAGUGACGGGUGAAAACUCGGAAACAAUGGAUGAGGUCGUGUUCUUGUAUAAAGUCGUGCCCGGUUCGCAAGCGCGUAAUUCGUAUGGAGCUUGGUGCGCAAGUAUUGCUGGUGUGCCAACACAGAUUGUCCGUCGAGCUCUGGACCUCUCUAGCAUAAUAUAUUCGGCACAGAUGAUAACGCCAGAAUAUAGCGAGGAAGAAGAGAGAGAGUUCGAAGCUAUAGAAGCUGUGGCACGAAAGCUCAUGCUGGUGGAUAAAGAAGAGGAAACGGAGAAAGCCCUUGUAGAUGAAUUGGUUCAGUUGAUGUUGGAAUAA
Messenger RNA from Zychaea mexicana, 2995 nucleotides. RefSeq names its product DNA mismatch repair protein MutS. Lineage: Eukaryota; Fungi; Mucoromycota; Mucoromycetes; Mucorales; Lichtheimiaceae. Gene Ontology annotation, cellular component: nucleus. Gene Ontology annotation, molecular function: mismatched DNA binding; ATP binding; ATP-dependent DNA damage sensor activity. The coding region runs from base 143 to 2995 and encodes 950 amino acids. The transcript has 24 exons. The record is from RefSeq and is a predicted model, not a curated record. Gene Ontology annotation, biological process: mismatch repair; chiasma assembly.